Molecule: messenger RNA, 366 nt
Organism: Exaiptasia diaphana
Lineage: Eukaryota; Metazoa; Cnidaria; Anthozoa; Actiniaria; Aiptasiidae
Product: U7 snRNA-associated Sm-like protein LSm10
Exons: 1
Coding region: 1-366 (121 amino acids)
Biological process (GO): mRNA 3'-end processing by stem-loop binding and cleavage
Cellular component (GO): nuclear body; cytoplasmic U snRNP body
Molecular function (GO): U7 snRNA binding; histone pre-mRNA DCP binding
Source: RefSeq, a predicted model, not a curated record
AUGGCGGCUGGAAAAGAACGUGCGGUCAUUGAACGCAGUUUAGUUUGCCUUUUGACAUCUUUACAUGGCUACAAGACAACUAUAGAACUAAGAAACGAGGACUACAUCGAAGGAACAAUAGACCACGUAGAUGGAUUCAUGAAUAUUACUAUUUCAGACGCAAAAUUCGUGACAAAUUCUGGAGAGGAAUUUCACUAUUCGAAGAUGGUCUUGGUCGGAGAAAAGAUUCGUUAUGUCCACAUUCCUGAUGAAAUUGAUAUGAGACAAGCUAUCGAACAGAAGCUUACAUCCAUUGAAAAUUCAAGGAAUAGGAAAAGCGAACGAAGAAAAGGAGGAAAGAGAAGACAGAACAUGUUAAAGUCUUGA